Hyposmocoma kahamanoa is the source of this 2393-nucleotide messenger RNA. RefSeq lists its product as uncharacterized. The transcript is spliced from 14 exons. Gene Ontology annotation, molecular function: zinc ion binding. Lineage: Eukaryota; Metazoa; Arthropoda; Insecta; Lepidoptera; Cosmopterigidae. Bases 1 to 1875 code for a protein of 624 amino acids. The record is from RefSeq and is a predicted model, not a curated record.
AUGGAUGAACAGGAGCAAAAAAUCUGCCCAAAUUGCAAGCGGGAGAUCCCGGCUGUGAACUUCACAAUCCACACAGUGCACUGUGCACGCAACAUCAAGGUCUGUCCUGUAUGCAAGGAGCCUGUACCACAGUCGGAGCUGCAGGAACAUCAUGAUAAACUGCACAAAUUGUUACCGUGCAAGCAGUGCGGAGAAAGUGUAUGUGGCACAGAUCUGGAGGACCACAUACGAGAUUCAUGUGGACACACCAUCAAAUCAUGCAGAUACUGCGAGUUGGAGCUGCCUCGUCGCGAGCUGCCCACUCACGAAAACUACUGCGGCGUACGCACGGAGCAGUGCCCCGACUGCAAAGAGUACGUCAUGAUCAAGUACCGCCAGCUGCAUCUAGACUCCAACCAUGGCUUUCUUCGCCUCGAUGACGAUCCAGUUCCACAACCAAAGAAAGAAUCACCGCGCAGUAAUCUAAUAAAACCAUUAAAAUUGCGGCCAAACGUUUACCCCGCACCAUCAACGAGCAACGGCAUCCGCGCAACCACGUCCAAAAAUAUCAACGUAGAAAACGAUCGACCUAAAACGGAAAUAAAAAUAUUUAGUAAAAUAAACGCUGGGGCCAGUUCUUCGAGCAGUACGAAUUCAUCGCAAGAAAACCUGUCGCGGCCGCAGAGCGCGCAGGGCUUGUACAACGGGGUGAAGGUGCCGUUGAAGAGGACCAAUGAUCAGCCACAGAUUAACACUGCCGUGGAGGCUACCAGCAAAGUUAAUAAAGAUUUUUCCAACGCAGAAGAUCUGGGCAGCGGCGAAGGCCGACGCCGAGACGCACCUCAUGAUAUUAACAGACUUAAUAACAGACCGAAAUUUUGCCAAUUGGGCGCGAACCUCGGCGCAGUGAAGAAGCGGCCAGCGCCGCGGCCGCCCGCGCGGGACCCACCUAAGGCCGAGCCGAAGCGCGACCAGGCCUACUACAGCGCCAUGCAGCGGCUGCAGGCCGAGGAAAAGCGCCGCCAGGAGCAGAGCGCCUACAACGUAUCUAUCGGCCUUCCGCCGGUCCUGAGUCCUGCGGCGAAGCUAGAGAAGCUCCGUAAGAUGGACGCGCUGCACAAUCGGGAAGUUGACGAUCAGGACUACAAGAACCGGCUGCAAAGUCGCGUUCGGAUGCCGCCUGAUAUCGUUGGAGAUGUUCUGGGAUCGGGCGAUGCAGCUGCGGCCGCUCAGAACUCCGCCAACCUGGAGGCGGACCGGCGCAGGCACCAGCAGAGACCUACAAGAGCCCCCAAACAGGCCAACAAUGACGACAGGAGGAACGAGUUCCGAGAUGUCAAGCCCAUGACGCAGCAAGAGUUUAUGGACAGGUUCAAAGAACUUCAAGUAAGGAAGGACUCGCGGGAAUCUUCCCGCGAGAGGAAGCCCGAUCGGUUCAACGAGAUCAAAACUUCACUAAGGGAGCUGCGCCGGGGCUUGAAUGAGGUCACAGCUCCAUAUAACGCUAACAACAUCAAUUUAACCAACGCUAAUAAUUAUGGCAACGAGCGCAACGAGCGCAGAGAGCGCAACAGCCGGCGCUCGUCGCCGCUGCCGUCGCCGCUGGCCGAGGACGAGGUGCAGCUGCCCUGCGAGUUCUGCGGGGCCCCCGUGCCGGCCUACGAUUUGGUGCGCCACCAGACGGGCUGCCGGCCGGACCUGACGCAGUACAAGGCCGCGUCUCCCGCUCGCCUGGCGACGGCGUCGCCCCCGCCGGUGCCCCCGCUGCCGCGACCCUUGCCGCUGGACGAGCCCGUCAUCCCCUGCGAGUUCUGCGCGGAGUCGCUACCGCUCUAUCUCAUCAGCGAACACCAGGAGCGUUGCGGACGUGAAGCCAACCUUCUGUAUCCAGACUAAGUCUUCCACUACGCUAAAAAGUUUUCUGUUAACUCUCACGGUGUCGUAGAUUUGUGAUCAUAAUGUGUAUACCGAAUUACUCUUUAUCGUAUUUAUAAGUGUAUAUUGAUUGACUUAUUUGAUUUUGUUGUUGACUUCUAUUGUACAGGACUGACAAUUCAAACGCAUUUUCAGACUGGUCCAUGAAAUGGAACAUUGACUUGGUAAAAGUUAGGUUAUAGGGAGUUGGUAUUCGAAACUGGCGGCCUAGGAACUGUCCUAGGCUAGGAAAUGUACUGGGCUAGGAAAUGUACUGACAUUGGGACCUAUUUCUUGCACCCUGUAUAUGUAAAUAUAAUGAAAUUGAUGACUAAAACUUAAAAUAGUUAAAUUUGUUUGAAUCGAAUAUUCAAACAGUUGAUAGCGACAUCUCUAGCCAGGGUUGGUAGCUGUAAAGUUAUCUAACUGGGUGACGAAAUACUUUCAUAGAUGACGCUACGGCUAGAAAGUUGUUGAAAACCAAAUACAAACCGACAAAC